Messenger RNA from Doryrhamphus excisus (bluestripe pipefish), 7665 nucleotides. It is a transcript of the gene cntn3a.2, whose product is annotated as contactin 3a, tandem duplicate 2. Gene Ontology annotation, molecular function: cell-cell adhesion mediator activity. Gene Ontology annotation, cellular component: axon; plasma membrane. The record is from RefSeq and is a predicted model, not a curated record. Gene Ontology annotation, biological process: brain development; axon guidance; cell-cell adhesion. Lineage: Eukaryota; Metazoa; Chordata; Actinopteri; Syngnathiformes; Syngnathidae.
UUCUCCUUCCUUCCUCCCUUCCUUCCUUCCUCCUCCUCCUCUCGGUGGGAGCUGACUUGAUGCGUCUAAUAAAUCAUCUCUGCAAGAUUGCCCCCCAUUUUCUUUGCCCAAGCCUGCUUUGAGAGCUGCGUUGGAUUUGAAGCUUGUGGAAUGAUUUCAAUGUGAUUCGGCGCCACAAACAACGUGGGUGUUGUGCGUGUCUGUGAGGUGUGUGUGUGUGUGUUGGGUUUUUGUUGGUUUGUUUAGUGUGCGUGUGAUGAGGAGUGGCGGAAGAGGAGGGAGCAGCUAUGAAGAGCUUGUCAUCUCUCCUCAGUUUCCCCAGUAUGAACGACCUUGUCGUUGUGACUGAAAUGUUCCUAAAAAGCUUUCCACGGAGGACACAUGUGCCGCCUUUCCCUCAAUUUCUGUGAAUCUGGUGAAGACACUCCAAGAUAAGAGGUCAAGUGCACCUUCUCUACUCGGAUCACAAGGGCUAUUUAAAAUCUUAUUGGAUGAAAGUCUCAUUUGCCCUUGCUUGCCAAAGAUGACGUUGCCAUGGAAACAGCUUCUACUGUUAUCGAUCAUUGAGUGUUUGUCAGAUAGUCUGGACAGUGGCUUGUACCAUGGUCCAAGAUGGAGGAUGGAACCGGGUGACCUUUUUAUCCCAGUAGAUUCCAUCGAAGAAGAGGCCACGCUGACGUGCGACACCAAGGGUACCCCACCCCCUCAGUACAGAUGGUCGCUGAACGGGACUUUCAUAAAUCUGAGCCUGGAUCGACGGCGGCGUCUGUCAGGGGGCAACCUCAUUAUAAGCAGCCUGGACCGCUACCAGGAUGUAGGCGUGUAUCAGUGCAUGGCCUACAACAUUGCAGGAGCCAUCCUCAGCAGGAGAGCCCAUCUCAAGUUUGCCUACUUGGAUCAUUUCAAAGUCCACACCAGAAGCGCAGUAUCGGUCCGAGAGGGACAAGGAGUGGUGUUGCUUUGUGGAACGCCCACUUCCUCAGGAGAUCUUACUUAUGCAUGGGUCUUCAAUGAGUACCCAUACUUCGUCCAGCAAGACAAUCGGCGUUUUGUCUCUCAGCAAACAGGGAACCUUUACAUCGCCAAGGUGGAGUCCUCCGAUGUGGGCAACUACACUUGUGUUGUGAUGAACAGCAUCACAAAGGGCAAAGUUCACAGCUCACCUACAUCUCUCAUACUCAGGACAGACGGAGUGAUGGGCGAAUAUGAACCGAAAAUAGAAGUUAAUUUCCCAGACAAUGUACCUGCUGCAAAAGGAUCAACAGUUACGCUGGAGUGUUUCGCUCUUGGGAAUCCUGUCCCAGAGAUCACCUGGAAGAGGGCGAAUGGCGUUCCAUUCCCUAGCAAAGUCAAAAUGAAGUAUGCCAAUGCUGUGCUGGAGAUCCCCAGCUUCCAGCAGGAGGAUGCGGGAGGAUACGAGUGUGUGGCGGAGAAUAAGAUGGGCAAGAACACAGCCACUGGUCGACUGCUUUUCUAUGCCAAGCCUCAGUGGAUUCAGACCAUGAAGGACACGGCCUUGGCGAUAGAGGAGAAUUUGGACUGGGAGUGUCGAGCCAGUGGCAAACCCAAACCCCUUUACACGUGGCUGAAGAACGGCAAGCAGCUGAUCUCCCAGGAUAGGAUCCUCAUGAAGGAUGGAGCUCUGUCAGUGUCGGUGUUGACACUCUCCGAUGCUGGAAUGUACCAAUGUGUGGCUGAGAACGAGCACAGCAUUAUAUAUUUUGCCGCUGAACUGAUGGUUUUAGCCUCUCCCCCAGACUUCACAGGGAACAUCCUCCGAGCUUUGCUGAAAGCCAAGGCAGGAAGUACCGUGACUUUGGAGUGUAAACCUCAAGCGUAUCCCUUGGCCAGCAUUUUAUGGAAAAAAGGAAACUUUCCUAUUCUCACCAACAACAGGAUCACCCUUUCACCUGAUGGGACACUGAGGCUUGCCAAUGUGAGCAAAUCGGAUGCAGGCAGCUACACAUGCUUCGCUCGUAAUAGAUUUGGCAUGUCAAGUACGACUGGAAGGCUCCUUGUUACAGAUCCAACCAGAUUCACCCAAGGCCCAGCAGACAUGGACAUCAUCGUGGGCGAGAGCAUCGUGUUGCCCUGUCAGGUCACCAGCGACCCCGUCCUGGAUGUUUCCUUCUCAUGGGCUUUCAACGGACAGCUCAUCGCUAAUGACAACGGCCACUUCGAGCUGGUGGGCGGGCGAGCUGCAGGCGAUCUGAUGAUCAGGAAUAUUCAGCUGAACCACACGGGCAAAUAUAUCUGUGUGGUGGACACAGAUGUGGAGAGCCUCUCAGCCGUGGCCAUAUUGAUCGUGAAAGGCCCGCCCAGCCCACCAGACUCAGUGACAGUGGAGGAGGUGACAGACAGCACAGCCCAGCUUGUGUGGAGCCCUGGGCGGGACAACAGCAGCCCCAUCACCAAUUACAUCAUUCAGACCAGAACGCCUUUCACUGUGGGCUGGCAGAGGGUUAACACAGUUCCAAAAACAAUUGAUGGAAGCAUGCUGACAGCCACCGUGGUGGACCUCAACGCCUGGGUGGAGUAUGAGUUUCGGGUAUUGGCCAGAAACGGUGUUGGAGUUGGAGAACCUAGUCCUGUGUCAGCCAAGACCAGGACAGAAGAUGCAGUCCCUGAUGCAGUGCCAGGUGAUGUGGGUGGAGGAGGCGGUAGCAGGUCUGAGCUGGUCAUCACAUGGGAGCCUGUCCCUGAAGAACUACAGAAUGGCGAAAGCUUUGGUUACAUCAUCGCUUUCCGUGCCUUUGGAGAAGUCAGCUGGACGCACGUGGCCACCUCUGCCCCCGGCGCAUCCCGCUAUGUGUAUCGCAACGAAAGCAUAGUGCCCUUUUCCCCAUUCCAUGUCAAGGUUGGCACCUACAACAGCAAAGGACAAGGUCCCUUCAGCUCUGUGGUUACCAUCUACUCUGCAGAGACAGAGCCAAGUGGGGUACCAGUGGGAGUUUGGGCCAGAAGUGUCUCAGCCUAUGAGAUUGAGGUGAAUUGGCAGACUCUCUCCUUCACCCCUGAAAGAGUUCUUGGCUACGAGGUGGUGUACUGGGAAGAUGACACUAAACCAGAGACCAUGGGCAAGGUUCGAAUACCGUGGAACCAAACCUCGGUUACAGUUAGCGGCUUAACAAGGCACACGCAGUACUUCCUGACUGUCAGCGCCUUCAACACAGCUGGCACCGGCCCCUUCCUUCCUGCAAUCAAUGUCACCACAAAAAAGCCACCACCCUCCCAACCACCACUUGACGUUGAAUGGACUCUAAUUGGUUCCCAGCUCUCUCUGUACUGGGAGCCCGUGGUGGCAAUGGAGUCCGAGUCGGAAGUUACAGGUUACCAACUGUCAUACAGGAGAAGUAAACACAAAGAAGUCAGCAUUUUUACAACAACCAAUUCAACAGCAGAGCUGAACCUCACUGAUGUUGAUGUUGAAUACGUCAUUCACAUUCAGUCCCUGAGUGAAGGAGGCCUGGGCCCGGCUUCCAUUCCCAUUCGAAUCCACCAGCUUAGUAUGAGUGCACGUGGCUCAAGAGGCUUUAAAGGUGACGUGUCGCCACCCUGCUUGCUCCUUGCAAUAUCAAUAGCAACAUUCAGGUCAACAUUGUGACAGACCUUGCUCUGUUUUUCAUCUUUAAUAUUGUGUGCUUUUUUAAUUCUUAUAUUUUGUGUUUGUUUUGGAGGUUACCACAUUCUAUUUUGCUGUGGUACUCUGCGGGUAUGAGGAGCAGAAACACUGUCCGACAUCUCUGCCUUUUUUGUGUCUCGAACGAUACAGAUGCCUUAUUUCCAUUCAUGUGCUAUGUAGAGUCAGACGUCCUUUUUUUAUUCCAUACAUCUUUAUGUACCAACUGGACAACCUCCAGAGAAGCGAUAUUUUGUGUUUUGGGCUUUUCCUUCCUCCGUCUGAAUUGGCAAGCAGGAACACGAUCCUUCACACCUGCCCGCGCCUCUCAAGCUUAUUGACAGACGAGAACGAUACUUCUACUUACAGCCAUCUCCAUCUUUACUUGCUUGUUGGUGGUCCUGUCCCCCAUUGAAACUCAUGAAAGUCAAUUUACCCCGUAUGAUGAGAUUAUGGAGUGCUCCAUUUAGCUUGAGGGCUCCUCCAGUUUUUAAUGCUUCAGAGCUGUCAUUGCGAUUUAUUGCAGACUGAUGGAUUGGAUUUACAUAGCUUGGAUCUGCAGCACAACUGCUGACCGGGAUGUGUUCAAGUACCAUGCCCGUGCUGAAACAAUCAGACUUAUUUAGUUUGCGGUGUGAUGAUCAAUACAAAAUGAGGUCAUAUUUGGAGGAUAUAAUUUUCUUUACGCUGUAUGGCAUCCCAAGAAAAGUUUGAAGGAUGGAACAUUACCAUAUAAUGACAAAAAUAAUUAUGAUGUCAAUAACGUUAUAAAGAUGAGACAAUUCUUGUGAGAACACAUUGUAUUUUACCUUCAUUUUCACUUGCAUAUGCCACGUAGUUACAGUAUAUACAGUCCAUCAGUGAUUCUCAACUAUCGGGCUGGGACCCAAAAGUCGGUCACAGAGCCAAGUUUAGUGGCUUUGCUUGGCUUUUUGUGGCUUUGACAUCGAGUGGAGACUGAACGUGCUGUCCAUUCAACACACAGCUGCAGAUAUCUGCUGGAGAAGAGACAGCAUCUUAUCACUGCAGCCGCAAUUCCUUAAGAUAUAAAACAGUCCCUUUAAAUAUAAGAUAUCUGAGAAGUUUGAAUUGAAAAUUGGGGUCACCACUUGUCAGUGAUGGGUGAUGGUGGGUGCCGCACCAAAGCGGUUGGGAACCACUGAAAUUCAGGGUCUUGGAAUGACUGCUACCACCAUUUUUGGCAACGUGUUAGAACACAUUAACGCACAGACACAAGGAAAGGCUACAGGAAACCCAAUUAUAAAAGAGAACUUUUCCAAGCAUGAAAGUUGUUGAGCACAGGUAUAAUAGUGGAGAGUCGUUAUCUUUGAAUUUUCAUGAUUGCCAAAGCAACUUGAGAAAAUGUCACUUUGAGUUGUGGGAAUACUUUGAUGAGCUUUCUCUGUUCUAUUUCCUGACAUUUUCAACCAAUUAAUAAGGCCUACACUCCACAGACUAAUCAAUAAUAAAAUCCAUCUGGGGUACACGGUUGCAGAGCGAAACAUUAACAGCAUCUGAAGUCAGCGGGAGAAGUUUUAAGUGCUGCCAAAUGUGCCAGUCUGAUCAUUGAAAUCUCACCACCGGCUUGUUUGGCAACAAUGUAUGUUCAGCUGUGUUUAUCACUUUGAGUCCAUCCGUCGUUGUCAGUUGGGUUGGCUGAUUUCCGUGCAGUAUCUGUCGUCAUUGUUUGUUGAAAUCAAUCAAAGCACCACACUCGCUCAAUCAUUACUUCAUAGUAUUUAAAAUAGCAUUUGAUGGCUACAGAUGGUACGUCAGAUACUGUAUAUGACAACCGUCUGAUUGAUUCAUGGAAAACCAGGUUGUUUAGCAGACGUUUAAACAUCUUUAGUAAUGAGAGCAUGCCUGAAGGCAAGCGAUGGAACACAGUACUUACUAUAGUGUUAACUUUCCUACAAUUGAGGUAUUUUCCAUACCAUGGCCAAAUGUUAAGUGCUUUUUUAAUGUUUUGUUUUGGGGAAUGGCUAUCUUUUAGCACAUUACAAAAAUUAAGAUAUCAUUAAAUAUCCCAUAGGCUGCACGGCGGUUGAGUGGUUAGCGCGCAGACCUCACAGCUAGGAGACCCGAGUUCAAUUCUACCCUCGGCCAUCUCUGUGUGGAGUUUGCAUGUUCUCCCUGUGCAUGCGUGGGUUUUCUCCGGGUACUCCGGUUUCCUCCCACAUUCCAAAAACAUGCUAGGUUAAUUGGCCACUCCAAAUUGUCCAUAGGUAUGAAUGUGAGUGUGAAUGGUUGUUUGUCUAUAUGUGCCCUGUGAUUGGCUGGCGACCAGCCCAGGGUGUAUCCCGCUUCUCGCCUGAAGACAGCUGGGAUAGGCUCCAGCACCCCCGCUACCCUCAUGAGGAAAAGCGGUAGAAAAUGAAUGAAUGAAUUAAUAAAUAUCCCAUAUUGUAGUACUUUUCAACAGUUUUAAAUACAGUAGGUCUCAGAGGUACCACACUAGUGUAUUGGAGGUUUUGUCCAAAAUGAAGUCCACACAAACAGAUAUUUUCAAAUAUACAGAUAUUUCGUCUUUUGUUGUGUUGUUGUUUGUGUUUUGAAAAAAAAAGUAUGUCCACAUAAACACAUUCACCAGCUGUCAUUCACAUUUUGGCCAAUGGAAAGCCUUCAAAAUCAAUGGCAGCUGAGUGGUUGCGCGUUAUAACACCUCUGUUGGUGCGUUUAAUGAGCUAUUGGAUGUACAUCAUUUUUAAAAGCAACACUUGCUUACAAGGUACCCAAGAGGCAUCCUGAAUGUCUUUUUUUAUUGCCCUUGCAUGCUCCGAGGCACACGCAUGCGUGUCGAUUGCUGCACAAAAUAAGUUCUGUCCUAAGUUCAAAACAUGAGAUAAUAUCACAAACCAAAAAGCUCAGUUUUACCCGUCAACACACUGAAGAAUCCCCACACAGUUUUCCAAAAUCUUUGUUUUUGAGGACAAAACCCUGUGUGUACGCGAGGCCAAAUUGCAUAGGAAAAUGUGUUUUUCAAAUAUUUGUAUUUGUGUGGAUGUAGCCUUAGCCUUAAUGCUGGAAUUUAGACAGUUUAAAAGUGCUUGUAACACAAUCUACUGGGACAUGCCAUUUGUGUUUGUCGCUUUAAUGCGAAUGAGCUGUGUUUGUCUACGCUUGUCUCCGACAGAGUGUGGUCCCUAGAAGUACUAUUGUGCACUUUAUCCACUUUUUACACACCCACUGUAACUCUGCACUUGUGCAACGUAAUACAUGUCAUAUAUCACAUGCAACAAUAUAACAUAAUGGACGGUUAUGUCAUAGUCGAAAGUUACAUUUUACAUAAUGGGGUACAUUUAAAGAAAAAUGUGGGCAGAUCAUGAUUAAUUUAGGGUCUUCAAGUGUUUCCUAGCUUGCGUCUUGUAGAUGAUUGAGCAUAAAGAAAGCAAAAUGUAACUACACGGAGGUUUGUCAGUCAACAUCACAUACCACAUUUGCUGUUUUUGUAGCUUUCUAUGCCGUCCAUGUGUGUACAUUAUUGCAUCAUGGGAUGUCAUUCAUGAAUCGAACCAAUGUUUACAUGGGAGACAAUUUCCUCUUUUUAUGAUAUUUAACGGUCGAAAAUGAAACAUGUUUUGGUUACAGACUAGUAACGGCCACUUCUUUGUUUUGUUAAGUAGCAGUGCUGUGGCAAAUAUUUUAUUGACAUUUGUACGUGUGAGCGCUGCCGAGCUCUUGCGCGAUUGUUUUUCUGACUUUCGAUUGAUUUAGAUUUUUGAUUUUGUCAAUAAUUCUGCACAAAAGGUCAAGUGAUGUUUAAAACCAGGAAUUAUCAUGACACAUUUCUGUAUAUUUGAUGAAAAAUGGGGGUUGGCCUACCUGUGAUGGUGAAAACUCCAGAAAUCAAAAAGUAUAUGAGCAGAAAGUAACGUUCCUAGCCGAUGCCAUCACACUCUCUCUUUAGACGCAUCUGCAAGCAACUGAUUAUGAUGUAUGUGUUGUCUUUUUACACACAUGCAGAUUUUCUCAUUUUAUCACUUUAUUGAAGAUUGGAGAGUCAAAAUUGUCUCCGACAAUAGGAGAGGUCGCAACCCACCCCCCCC